Molecule: messenger RNA, 654 nt
Organism: Xyrichtys novacula (pearly razorfish)
Lineage: Eukaryota; Metazoa; Chordata; Actinopteri; Labriformes; Labridae
Source: the annotation of a GenBank genome assembly
GAUGACGACAUAUGAAGUUGUGAUGAAGAUGGCCGCCGUGACUGCAGAGCUGGUGUUCAGAGACGGACAGAAAGAGAAUAUCAGCGUCAAAGUAGAAAACAAUCUUAAGUCUCUCAUCGGCGGAAUUCACGAGCUGAACACGAACGUCUCGCGACUCCUCACAGAGCUGGUGGAGCAGGAGAAAUCCCACGGGGUCUGCGCAGAAGGUGAGCACUGUUGUUGACGGCUAACAUUAGCAGAUACAUGUGGAGUAUCCUGAACCUCCUCUGAUGCACCUGUUUUACCUGCUGCAGGUGAGGAGGACGACAGUGAUGAGGAAGACGAGGAGUCAGAGGAGCCCCAGAACUCUGACGAACAGCCUCCAGUGAAAAGAUCCAGGAGCUGACACACCUGAGCUCACCUGUGAAUGUGUAUGACCUGUGAUGUGAUCAGCCUGUACAGAUUAGUUGAGUUCGGCUGUACUUUAGUUUGUUUUUCAUCCGCUGGAAUGUUUUCUUAAUAAAAAAAAUAAUGGCCAAAAUAAACUCUCCUUAAGUCUAAACGUAUAAAAACUAUGAAAGAUUUUCCUCAGGAAAAAAAACAGUUACACCUUAAAAUAUGUAAAACUUUAUUAAUUUAAUGAUCUUCAUAAAGGUAACCAUGGUAACCAGUGUU